Penicillium atrosanguineum is the source of this 1401-nucleotide messenger RNA. RefSeq names its product aryl-alcohol dehydrogenase. Gene Ontology annotation, cellular component: cytoplasm. Gene Ontology annotation, molecular function: identical protein binding; pyridoxal phosphate binding; L-ornithine transaminase activity. The transcript is spliced from 3 exons. NCBI's taxonomy places the organism in Eukaryota, Fungi, Ascomycota, Eurotiomycetes, Eurotiales, Aspergillaceae. The record is from RefSeq and is a predicted model, not a curated record. Bases 1 to 1401 code for a protein of 466 amino acids.
AUGGGCUCCAAGAGUCCCAACGGCGAACACAUAAAUGCCAGCCUCCUAAACAACCGAGCUGCCACCUCCAGACACGCCCUCCUAGCUGAGGAGAACUUCUCGGCCAAGAACUAUCAAUCGCUUCCUAUAGUAUUUGCUCGCGCUCAGGGCGCCUCUGUCUGGGAUCCCGAGGGAAAUCAUUACCUCGACUUCCACUCUGCUUCCACCGCCCUCAAUCAUGGCCAUUGUCACCCGAAACUCGUUGCCGCGCUCGUCGAACAGGCCUCAAGGCUAACCCUUACCUCCCGCGCCUUUCACAACGACGUAUACCCUCAGUUUGCAGAGAUGGUGACCAAGGUCUUUGGCUACGAUAGAGUCCUGCCUUCGAGCACAGGUGCGGAGGCAUCUGAAACUGCAAUUAAGGUGGCGAGGAAAUGGGCUUAUAAGGUCAAGGGUGUUCCUCAGAAUGAAGCUAUUAUUCUUGGUGCGGCAGGCAAUCACCAUGGAAGGACAUUGGCCUCAAUUUCCUUAGCUUCUGAUGCUAUGUCGCGCGAAAGCUAUGGCCCACUAGUUCCUAAUAUCAGCUGUUUCGUUCCUGGAACCAACAAGCCAAUCGCCUUUAACGAUAAGGCAGUACUACGGGAAGCCUUUGAGGCAGCGGGCUUCAACCUGGCUGCUUUCGUGAUUGAACCAAUUCAAGGAGAUGCAGGCGUCAUUGUUGCCGAUGAUGAUUAUCUCCAAGAGGCAAGAGCCCUCUGUGACAGGUAUAAUAGUCUGCUAGUCUGCGACGAAAUCCAGACUGGUAUUGCGCGAACCGGAAAGCUACUUGGUCACUACUGGAGUGGGAUCAAACCUGACAUGGUGCUACUAGGUAAGACUAUCUAUGCCGCGCUGUCCUCCUGUGUGUUAAAUAUGCCUGACAUGAUAUUAUUAGGCAAGACCAUGACUGGUGGCAUGUACCCCGUCUCCUGUGUUCUAGGCAAUAACGAGGUGAUGCUCACCGUCGAGCCCGGGACCCACGGCUCAACCUACGGUGGGAACCCGCUUGGAGCGGCAGUCGCCAUGCGUGCUCUCCAAGUCGUCGAGGAGGAAAACCUUGUCGAACGCGCGGAUCGCUUUGGUCAUAUCCUCCGCAAUGGUCUGAAGGCCAUUCAAGCCCAGGUUCCGGGCCCCAUUAUCCAAACAGUGCGCGGAAGAGGGCUGCUCAACGCAUUCCUUAUUGAUCAGACUAAGACCAAUGGACAUACUGGCAUAGAACUGUGCGAGAUGAUGAAACAAAAGGGUCUAUUGCUCAAAUCCAGCCGGACAGGCGUCAUCCGCAUCGCGCCUCCCCUUGUCAUUUCCGAGGAUGAGCUCGGGCGGGCGCUCGGGAUUAUCAAGGAAUCCAUAGAGGAAUUUUCUAGCCUCCCCAGAGACACGUAG